Molecule: messenger RNA, 4008 nt
Organism: Orycteropus afer afer
Lineage: Eukaryota; Metazoa; Chordata; Mammalia; Tubulidentata; Orycteropodidae
Gene: RPTOR
Product: regulatory associated protein of MTOR complex 1
Exons: 34
Coding region: 1-4008 (1335 amino acids)
Biological process (GO): regulation of autophagy; cellular response to starvation; positive regulation of cell growth
Cellular component (GO): TORC1 complex; cytoplasm
Molecular function (GO): protein-macromolecule adaptor activity; protein binding
Source: RefSeq, a predicted model, not a curated record
AUGGAGUCCGAGAUGCUGCAGUCGCCUCUCCUGGGACUCGGGGAGGAAGACGAGGCCGACCUGACGGACUGGAACCUGCCGUUGGCGUUCAUGAAGAAGAGGCACUGUGAGAAGAUCGAGGGCUCCAAGUCCUUGGCCCAGAGCUGGAGGAUGAAGGACCGGAUGAAGACGGUCAGUGUUGCCCUGGUGCUCUGCCUCAAUGUUGGUGUGGACCCUCCAGAUGUGGUGAAGACCACCCCCUGUGCCCGCCUGGAGUGCUGGAUAGACCCCCUGUCAAUGGGCCCUCAGAAAGCUCUGGAAACCAUUGGUGCGAAUUUACAGAAGCAGUAUGAGAACUGGCAGCCACGGGCCCGGUACAAGCAGAGCCUUGACCCGACUGUGGAUGAAGUCAAGAAGCUUUGCACAUCUUUGCGCCGAAAUGCCAAGGAGGAACGGGUUCUCUUCCACUACAACGGCCACGGGGUGCCCCGGCCCACUGUGAACGGCGAGAUCUGGGUCUUCAACAAGAACUACACGCAGUACAUCCCGCUGUCCAUCUAUGACCUGCAGACCUGGAUGGGCAGUCCGUCCAUAUUCGUCUAUGACUGCUCCAACGCCGGCCUCAUUGUCAAGUCCUUCAAGCAGUUUGCGCUCCAGAGGGAGCAGGAGCUGGAGGUUGCUGCCAUUAACCCAAACCACCCACUGGCCCAGGUGCCCUUGCCUCCCUCGAUGAAGAACUGUAUCCAGCUGGCUGCAUGCGAGGCUGCUGAGUUACUGCCGAUGAUUCCCGACCUCCCGGCUGACCUCUUCACGUCCUGCCUCACCACACCCAUCAAGAUUGCCCUGCGCUGGUUUUGCAUGCAGAAAUGUGUUCGUCUGGUGCCGGGAGUCACACUGGAUUUGAUAGAAAAGAUACCCGGGCGGCUGAACGACCGGCGGACACCACUGGGGGAGCUGAACUGGAUCUUCACAGCCAUCACGGACACCAUCGCCUGGAACGUGCUCCCUCGGGAUCUCUUCCAGAAGCUCUUCCGACAGGACCUGCUGGUGGCAAGUCUGUUUCGGAAUUUCUUACUGGCAGAAAGGAUCAUGCGGUCCUACAACUGCACCCCAGUGAGCAGCCCGCGACUGCCCCCCACAUACAUGCAUGCCAUGUGGCAGGCGUGGGACCUGGCCGUGGACAUCUGUCUCUCACAGCUGCCAACAAUCAUCGAGGAAGGCACUGCAUUUAGGCACAGCCCCUUCUUUGCCGAGCAGCUGACUGCAUUCCAGGUGUGGCUCACCAUGGGCGUGGAGAACAGGAACCCCCCUGAGCAGCUGCCCAUUGUCCUGCAGGUGCUGUUAAGCCAAGUGCACCGGCUGCGAGCCCUGGACUUGCUGGGAAGAUUUCUGGACCUGGGUCCCUGGGCGGUGAGCCUGGCCUUGUCUGUCGGCAUCUUUCCCUAUGUGCUCAAGCUGCUUCAGAGCUCAGCCCGGGAGCUGCGGCCCCUCCUGGUCUUCAUAUGGGCCAAGAUCCUCGCCGUCGACAGCUCAUGCCAAGCCGACCUCGUGAAGGACAACGGGCACAAGUACUUCCUGUCGGUCUUAGCAGACCCCUACAUGCCGGCUGAGCAUCGGACCAUGACGGCCUUCAUCUUGGCUGUGAUCGUCAACAGCUACAACACAGGGCAGGAAGCUUGCCUUCAGGGAAACCUGAUCGCCAUCUGCCUGGAGCAGCUCAAUGACCCACACCCCCUUCUGCGCCAGUGGGUGGCCAUCUGCCUGGGGCGUAUCUGGCAGAACUUCGACUCGGCGAGGUGGUGCGGCGUUCGGGACAGUGCACAUGAGAAACUCUGCAGCCUCCUCUCAGACCCCAUCCCUGAGGUCCGCUGCGCUGCUGUCUUUGCCCUGGGCACAUUCGUGGGCAACUCUGCUGAGAGGACCGACCACUCCACCACCAUCGACCACAACGUGGCCAUGAUGCUGGCCCAGCUCAUCCAUGAUGGGAGCCCCAUGCUACGGAAGGAACUGGUCGUGGCACUGAGUCAUCUCGUGGUCCAGUAUGAGAGCAAUUUCUGCACCGUUGCCUUGCAGUUCAUGGAGGAGGAGAAGAACUACCCCCUGCCCUCCCCAGCGGCCACAGAGGGGGGCAGCUUGACCCCCGUGCGGGACAGCCCAUGCACCCCCAGACUCCGCUCUGUGAGCUCCUACGGAAAUAUCCGCGCUGUCACCGCAGCCAGGAGCUUGAACAAAUCUCUGCAGAACCUGAGCUUGACCGAGGAAUCUGGCAGUUCUGUGGCAUUCUCACCUGGGAACCUCAGCGCCAGCAGCAGCGCCAGCAGCACCCUGGGCAGCCCCGAGAAUGAGGAAUACAUCCUCUCCUUCGAGACCAUCGACAAGAUGCGGCGUGUCAGCUCCUACUCCUCCCUCAACUCGCUCAUAGGAGUUUCUUUUAAUAGUGUUUACACUCAGAUUUGGAGAGUCUUACUGCAUCUGGCUGCCGACCCCUAUCCAGACGUGUCUGACUUGGCCAUGAAGGUGCUCAACAGCAUCGCCUACAAGGCCACGAUGAACGCCCGGCCCCAGCGUAUCCUCGACACCUCCUCCCUCACGCAGUCGGCCCCAGCCAGCCCCACCAACAAGAGCACACUCAUUCACCCUGUGGGGGGUUCCCCACCGACGCCCAGCACAAGCAGCUCCAGCCUGACCAAUGACGUGGCCAAGCAGCCGGUCAGCCGUGACCUGCCCACAGGCCGGCCAGGAGCCACAGGCACCGUGGGGGCGCAGUACACACCCCACUCCCACCAGUUCCCCCGGACACGGAAGAUGUUCGACAAGGGCCCAGACCAGACCACAGAUGACGCUGAUGACACCGCGGAGCACAAGAGCUUCAUCUCGGCCGCUGUGCAGACAGGUUUCUGUGACUGGAGCGCCAGAUACUUUGCUCAGCCUGUCAUGAAGAUCCCAGAAGAGCACGACCUGGAGAGCCAGACCCGUAAAGAGCGCGAGUGGCGGUUCCUACGUAACACCCGCGUGCGGAAACAGGCGCAGCAGCUCAUCCAGAGGGGUAUCACCCGCCUGGACGACCAGAUAUUCCUCAAUAGGAAUCCGGGAGUCCCCUCGGUGGUCAAGUUCCACCCGUUCACACCAUGUGUCGCUGUGGCUGACAAAGACAGCAUCUGUUUCUGGGACUGGGAGAAAGGGGAGAAGCUGGAUUAUUUCCACAACGGGAACCCCAGGUACACCAGGGUCACUGCCAUGGAGUACCUGAAUGGCCAGGACUGCUCACUGCUACUGACAGCCACUGAUGAUGGCGCCAUCAGGGUCUGGAAGAACUUUGCUGACUUGGAGAAGAACCCCGAGAUGGUGACGGCGUGGCAGGGGCUCUCUGACAUGCUACCAACAACACGAGGAGCUGGGAUGGUGGUAGACUGGGAGCAGGAGACCGGGCUUCUCAUGAGCUCAGGGGACGUUCGGAUCAUCCGGAUCUGGGACACAGACCGGGAGAUGAAGGUGCAGGACAUCCCCACCGGCGCAGACAGCUGUGUGACGAGCCUGUCCUGUGACUCCCACCGCUCCCUCAUCGUGGCUGGGCUUGGUGACGGCUCUGUCCGGGUCUACGAUAGGCGGAUGGCACUCAGCGAAUGCCGCGUCAUGACGUACCGCGAGCACACAGCCUGGGUGGUGAAGGCGCACCUGCAGAAGCACCCCGAGGGUUACAUCAUGAGUGUCAGUGUCAACGGGGACGUGCGUUUCUUUGACCCCCGCAUGCCUGAGUCCGUGAACUUGCUCCAGAUCGUGAAGGGGCUGACGGCCCUGGACGUCCACCCACAGGCCAACCUCAUCGCCUGCGGCUCAAUGAACCAGUUCACCGCCAUCUACCACGGCAGCGGGGAGCUGAUCAACAACAUCAAGUACUAUGACGGCUUCAUGGGCCAGCGAGUCGGAGCCAUCAGCUGCCUGGCCUUCCACCCUCACUGGCCUCACCUGGCAGUCGGGAGUAACGACUACUACAUCUCCGUGUACUCGGUGGAGAAGCGGGUCAGAUAG